GUUUCCGGCAAGGUAUGCACGAAAAUGUCUUCCACGUGUUUUUUGUAUUUAUUUUAUGGAGAAAAUACAAUUUUAAAGCGGGAAUUAGUUGAAAAUCGUUUUGUGUAGCCACCAGUUAAACAUGAUUUCGUUUGGUUUAUGGAAAAUCGCAAAAACUUUGACGAAAAUCGCUAGAGCGCAUGGAUUGGCAGUGCACGGGACGUUUUUCCAUGCGAUAGCUGAACCAACGCAGAUACAAUGAUUUCCUAUGCAUGUUGUGUGGAAUCUAUUAGGCAAAUGCUGAUAAAUAUGGCAAAGAUUUCACAUAGAAUCUAUUGCAGUAUCGAGACAAAGCCGCCAAAAUGAGGAAGAUUAUGAAACAGGGCAAGAUCGUCAUCGUCCUUAGCGGACGUUACGCCGGCCGCAAGGCCAUCAUCGUCAAGACCUCCGACGAUGGCACCCCGGAGAAGCCCUUCGGACAUGCCCUGGUCGCUGGAAUCGAUCGUUACCCCCGCAAGGUGACCAAGAAGAUGGGCAAGAACAAGCUGAAGAAGAAGUCCAAGGUCAAGCCUUUCCUGAAGAGCUUGAACUACAACCACCUGAUGCCCACCCGCUACACCGCGCACGACAUCAGCUUCGAGAAGCUGUCGCCCAAGGACCUUAAGGAUCCCGUCAAGCGCAAGACGCACCGUUUCCAGACCCGCGUCAAGUUCGAGUCUGUCUACAAGGAGGGCAAGAACAAGUGGUUCUUCCAGAAGCUGCGAUUCUAAGCCGAAGCUCAUUAUUGCUGCUGGAUGAAUGUCGUCGCUUUUUUUAAGGAUUAAUAAACAAAGAAGUAAUUCUGAUAAAAAUGACCGAA
Molecule: messenger RNA, 838 nt
Organism: Drosophila ananassae
Lineage: Eukaryota; Metazoa; Arthropoda; Insecta; Diptera; Drosophilidae
Gene: RpL27
Product: 60S ribosomal protein L27
Exons: 2
Coding region: 342-749 (135 amino acids)
Biological process (GO): translation
Cellular component (GO): cytosolic large ribosomal subunit; ribosome
Molecular function (GO): structural constituent of ribosome
Source: RefSeq, a predicted model, not a curated record